AUGCGAUCCGCACAGAUACGGUUGCCGGUGCUCUUCACCGUCCUCUACCUGCACCAGUUGGCACAUUCCCUCGAAAACGGUCUCGCGUACAACACUACUCGUGGUUACAGUGUGACGAUUGGAGAUCUGUGCCAAUUAGGACAGCCAAGUCACCCAUACGCCGAUUCAGAAAAAUAUGUCGAUUGUGUCAAACAGGACGCAAACCGUGAAGACUGGCCAUGGGUAGACAAAGGGAAGUGGAUGCUACGAAAAUGCGACAGCGGUAAAAAGUUCAACACUGCGUUACGAGUGUGUCAGCCCGAAGCAGUUUUCAAGACCAAGAAGAAAUCUUAUGUAACUGCCCAGUACUAUGUGUCGUGCUCUCCUCAAGUUUCAUGUCCAUGCACGCAGACUAUAUGCAUAUGUCCUUACACGCAGAUCGUGCGGCUGUCACCUUGUAGUCAAGGAACUCAAUCUUGCGGCUAUUCCAGUCCCAUUUACAUGCCAAAUUCAUGCACCGGAAUUUUACCGUUCAACAACAUGAUUCCUCGAGCAGGCCAGAUGUGCAAUCCACUGUUUUCUCCAAUGGUGGCAAACCCAUACAACGUUAAUAGCUACUUUUACUGUAUUCCUUCGGCGAACAGCUGUGGAACUUGGACUCCAGGGUACUGCCCGCCGAAUUCCGUUUAUAAUAGUCUCAAUAACUUAUGCGGAUAUCCCAAUACUAACUACUACCAACGCCGCAACCCCUUCCAGAAAGUGCCGAGCAACAACUGUAGGCAGAACACGAUAUAUGGACAGUGUAACCGCAAAAACCAGUGCCCAGGAACCUCUUCUUGCACUCCGGUACAAACGCACUAUCCUGGAAGGCCAUAUCAGCGAAACGCCGGUUUCCCCGGAGCGAAUCAAGCACCGAACCGUCGACCUCAGCAACAGCCACACGGUGGUGGCCGCAUGAUCACGCGAUAUGUGUGCUGUUAUCCGUUGGAACGUGUACCGAAAAGAGGGUUCACUCUGCUUAUGUGA
Messenger RNA from Soboliphyme baturini, 1005 nucleotides. Lineage: Eukaryota; Metazoa; Nematoda; Enoplea; Dioctophymatida; Soboliphymatidae. The record is from the annotation of a GenBank genome assembly.